CUGGGACUGGACCUCUCCCGCUGGGUGUGAAGUCCCACGCACUUUUGCAGUAGUGAGGGAGGUAGGGUGUGAGGCUGUAAGCCAGCAGUGUUGCAGAUUUCCCUAUAAACAAACGGGGGAGAAGUUCACUCAUUCCUCUCCAGAGAGGCCUGGUACUUUCGUUCUAAAGCUCUGGUUUCCUCGGGGAACAGAAUUGCUAAAGCGCAAUAGUUAUAAUUAAGCAUGUUUCCACUGACUGAGGAAAAUAAGCAUGUGGCUCAGUUGUUGUUCGGUACUGGCACCUGUCCAAGAUGUAUCUUCAGAUUCUGUGGCGUGGAUUUUCAUGCACCAUACAAACAUUCAUAUGAGGAGUUGCUUAAUGAUAUACAGAAAUUUCUGAAAGCUGAAAAAGAUGAAUUAAUUUUGGAAGUUCCAAACCCACCUCUCAAGAAAAUUCGGCUUCAAGAACUGGAAGAUGGGAUUGAUAAUCCGAGUCAAAAUGGGGAGAACAAGAUCUCUGUUAUUGAAGAUGGGAGCAUUGCUUCCCCAAACUCAAAUUUAAAUGUAAAUGUAUGCAAUGUUUGCCUAGGAAUUCUUCAAGAAUUCUGUGAGAAAGAGUUCAUUAAAAAGGUGUGUCAAAAGGUUGAGGCCUCUGGGUUUGAAUUCACAAACUUGGUAUUUUCAGUCUCCUUCCCACCACAGCUCUCUGUAAGAGAGUUUUUGGCAGACACAACAUCUUUGUAUGUGGUGCUGAGGAUCGAACCCGGGCCGCACGCAUGCCAGGCGAGCGCGCCACCGCUUGAGCCACAUCCCCAGCCCCAACAUGCUGCAUGGUUGCUGGUAAAACAGGAAAUGGGAAAACAGAGUCUGUCACUGGGAAGAAAUGAUAUAGUUCAGCUAAAAGAAGCCUACAAAUGGAUAACAUACCCCCUGUUUUCAGAGGAACUGGGUGUUCCCAUUGAUGGAAAGAGCUUGUUUGAAGUGAGUGUGGUCUUUGCUCACCCAGAAACAGUUGGGGAUUGCCACUUCCUAGGUAAAAUUUUACCAGACUGUUUCAAGCCAGCCAAAAAUAAGCAGUCGGUAUUCACUAGAAUGGCAGUUAUGAAAGCUUUGAAUAAGAUAAAAGAAGAGGAUUUCCGCAAGCAGUUUCCUUGUCCUCCAAACUCACCAAAGGCUGUUUGCACUGUUCUUGAAAUUGAAUGUGCUCAUGGUGCUGUUUUUGUGGCUGGGAGAUACAAUAAAUAUUCCAGGAAUCUACCACAAACUCCUUGGAUAAUUGAUGGAGAAAGGAAGCUGGAAUCUUCAGUGGAAGAAUUAAUUUCAGAUCAUCUGCUGACAGUAUUCAAAGCAGAGAGUUUUAAUUUCUCAUCCUCUGGAAGAGAAGAUGUAGAUGUGAGAACAUUAGGAAAUGCCCAAAUGUUAACUCCAUCAACACGUUUCUGUUUCAUGACGGGGUGUGUGCUGCCAGGAAGGCCCUUUGCAAUUGAGCUGGUGAAUCCUCAUAGAGUACAUUUCACUUCACAAGAAAUUAAGGAACUUCAGCAGAAAAUUAAUAAGUCAUCUAACAAAAUCCAAGUACGUGACUUGCAGCUUGUUUCAAGAGAGGCAAUAGGACAUAUGAAAGAAGGUGAAGAAGAAAAGACUAAGACCUAUAGUGCCUUAAUAUGGACAAAUAAAGUAAUACAGAAGAAAGACAUCGAAUUUCUGAAUGAUAUAAAGGACCUAAAGAUUGACCAGAAAACCCCUCUACGGGUCCUUCACCGAAGACCCUUGGCUUUGAGAACUCGUGUCAUCCACUCUAUGGAGACACACUAUGUGGAUGAACAUCAUUUCCGCCUUUAUCUGAAGACUCAAGCUGGAACCUACAUUAAAGAGUUUGUACAUGGAGACUUUGGGAGAACCAGGCCAAACAUUGGCUCUCUGAUGAAUGUGACUGCUGACAUUCUUGAGCUGGAUGUGGAGUCUGUAGACGUUGACUGGCCACCUGCUCUGGAUGACUAGCUUUUAGAUUUGGAGAUAAAGAGUAGGGUUUUCUUGGCAUGAUGUGGACAUCCAUGCAACAUACCCUGUAAAAUGGCUGUUUACUCACCAUAACGGUGUCUUGGAAACCAUUUGGAUCAUGUUGAUCUAUUUUUAAAUUUGUUAUAACAUCUCAGGAUCUGUGUGUAUAUUUUGUGUUCAGUUGUUCUAAGAAUGUCUUAUGACUUUUCUCAUUCCCUCUCUCACUCUCCCCAGUGAAACUAUGAACAGUGAAACCAUUCUUCUUCCUAAUUCUUUCAUUCAGAGAGGCGCACAAACAGGAAAAACUGUUAAUUCAAGAAGCUGUAAUUUCUUUCAGCAAGAUUUCUUCUGCAGGAGACAUGUCACCUUUAAAAUCAUGUUCUAAAUUUUUAAAUUAUCUGAACAAAAGUUCUACUGGAUUUAUGCAGCAUAGUAUCCUAUAAUAUUCUAAGAUAUCAAUGCAAAUAUGACAUCAUUAAUAUUUUUCCUGGGAGGCCUCAAGCAAGCUAUUAUCAAUGGAAGUACUUUUGGGUGUAAUUUGUGACAAAUCAUAAUGACCUCAAAUUACUAUUUUGACAAUCUAAAAUUGUUAGUGCAUGUCCCCUGUGGAAGGAAAGUGAAACUUUAGGAAUUGAGGCACACCAUGGUAAGAGAUUUUCACAGACCUUUUAAAUAAAGAGAAACAAGUGCCUUUAAUAACUUCAAUCCCAGGGUUAACAAUUUGAAAAAUUGAGAUUGCUAAAAGUAAACUGAUACUAUUUCAAAGUUCUUCAAUAUAUUAUCCAAUUUCAAACAUUUUAAUAAGGUAGAUAGGAUAUUGCCUCUAAUUUUUUAAUUAUGGAAACCAAAGAAUAAAAGUUAAAUAAAUGACUUAUCUAAAAUUUUUACUUUGAUAUCCAACACUAGAACUGAAGUAUCUUAGUCCCUAGGGUCUUUCAUAAUUAAACCCUGUUAAUCUAUCACCUAUUUUAUGAAGGAGACAUCUGAGAGUACCAAAUAAAUUCAUGUAACCGUAAGAACUGACUUUUGGAAUUUAGAUACCAAAUCAAGAAACUUACCAAAAAAUGGCCCAAAUAUAUAUCAUAUAGUCCCAUAUAAUCAUCCUAAAGAAAAUGGAUGGCUCAUUAAUAGUUUCAGAAAGGAAGCUCAUUAAAAUUUCAGAUUUAAGUGUAAUUUCCAUCACCUGAUUUAACGAUUUGAGCUUUAAGGACUUGGACAGUAUGACUGUUUCUUAUCUCUAUACUAAACAUAGUUCAUAGAUACCAAGAUUCACUUUAGAUAUCAGGAAAAUGGUUUUGACAUGAAAAAGUAAGACUACCACUUUGAAACCAUGUAUUUACUCAUAUGUGAAUAGUAGCAAGUAUAUGUUUCACUAUUCUCAAUGCCAAAAAAUGAGAAAAGGAUCACAGAAAUAAACUUUGAUAAAAAAAAGCAUUUGUGUGGAUGUUUCUCAGUUUCUGGGGAAAUUUGACUUCAAAAAGAUUUAAAUUUAGGGAAAAGUCUUUUGCUAGUUACUUUUGGUUCAGUUUUGAAUCCAGUGGAUUGGCAAUUUGGAAGAAUCAAGAGCCUUCUUAACGAAUUUAAAUUAGAAGGUUUCCGUUUCUUAAAUUUGCAAAAUUUCAAGCAGAAUAAACAUUAGCUGUAAAUACUUACUCCAUGUGUUCAUAUAAUUUUGAGGCAAGUUGUUAAAAAUUAAUGUAGGUCUGUUAAGGCAGAACUGGGUACAUGAAGUAAUGAGAAUAUUAUAGUUUCCAUCUUGGCCUAUAUAAAAUAUUUUAAAAUUAGUUAUUUCAUUCUUUAAAUUUUAUUUAAAUUAGAAAUCUUUUAAAUAACAUUUAAAGGGGGCUUUGUUCUUCUUGAUAUCUCUUUCCCAUAUAUAGUAUGUGAUUUGUUUUAGGGAAACCAUCAACUCUUAAUACCUGGAAGAGUCAAGAAAAAAUAGAAUUCGUAAAAUGAAAAAUUUUCAAGUAAGAUAACUGGUUACAUUUGCAAGUUAAGUGAAGUAAAUUCAGAAACUAAAUUUCCACUUCAUAAAAGAAAAAAUUUUACCUUAGCAGAUCUUUUCUUUUGUUGCUUUAUUCUUUGAUUUUUAAGUACACAUGUGAGAUUUAAUGUCUGAAUUUUUUUAAAUGGUGCUACCCAUUUUAUUAUGAAACUUACAGGAAAGUAGAAGAACAGAACAAAGGGCCCUCUUUCCUGAAUCAUUAAACCAGUUACACCUCUCAAACUCAAAUAUAUUGAUAUAUAAUUCCUAGAAAGACAUACUUAACCACAAUACAAAUACCCAAAUCAGGAAGUUAACACUGCUGAUUGCUAUUGUCUAAUCCAAAGACCCCAUUCAAGUGCCACUAUUUGUCACACCAGUAUUUAAAUUUUUUUUUUAAUUAAUUUAUUUUAAUUAGGUAUAUGACAGCAGAUUGCAUUUUGAUUCAUUGUACACAGUUGCAGCACAACUUUUCAUUUCUCUGGUUAUAAAUGAUGUAGCAUCACACCAUAUGUGCAGUAAUAAAUAUACCUAGGGUAGUGAUGUGCAGUAAUAAGUAUACCUAGGGUAGUGAUGUCCAUCUCAUUCCACCAUCUUUUCUGCUCCCAUGCCCCCUCUUCCCAUGCCCUCCCCGAACCCCUCCUGUUGUGGAUCACCAUCCACUUAUCAGAACAUUUGGCCUUUGGUUUUUUGGGAUUGGCUUAUACUUACUUAGCAUGAUAUUCUCAAACUCCAUCCAUUUACCUGCAAAUGCCAUGAUUUUAUUCUUUUAAUGCUGAGUAAUAUUCCAUUACGUAUAUAUAUAUACCACAGUUUCUUUAUCCAUUCAUCUAUUGAAGGGCAUCUAGGUUGGUUCCACAGUGUAGCUAUUGUGAAUUGAGCUGCUAUAAAUGUUGACUGCAUUACUAUCACACUGGUAUUUUUCAAGUGAUCAUACUGUCUCUUAAUGUCUUACCAAUCUGAAAGUUCCUUGACAUUCAUUAUUUCAAGAGUUUUGAAGACUUCAGGCCAGUUAUUUUGUGGACUGUUUUAUUUUGAAUUUACCUCUUAAGAUUCACAUUAUGUUUUUUGAUAAGAAAUCACAGAAGAGAUAUAUUGUUCUUAUAUUAUCUAAGGUGUCAAACAGUUUUUAUAUAUCCAGUUACUGAUGGCUGGGCUUUGAUCAAUUGAUUAUGGUAUGGUUCACCAAACUUUCACUUUUAUAGUAACUUUUUUCCCUUUGUAAUUAAGUAUCUUAUAAAGAGAUCAUCAAAUUUUCACUCAUUAGUUUUAGCAUCCAUUGAAGAUUUUCAAUUGAAUCAAUAAUUACCACACUGAUUGCCAAAUACUGAUUUUCAAAUUCCAUCAUUACUUGUACUAUACAUUUAUUGGUUGGUAUUCCCUUUCAAUUUAUUUCUCACUGUGGGAACUUGUGGCUACCUUUUUUCUUUUUCUUUUUUUUUUAAAUGCUGGUGAUUGAACUCAGAGCCUCACACAUGCUAAGCAGGCACUCAGAUAUACACUACCAUGUUCAUUGCAGCAUUUACAACAGCCAGUAAAAGGAAUCCAGUAUACCUCAAUGAAUAAAGAAAAUGUGAUACAUCUACACAAUGGAAGAGCAUUCAUCCACAGAAAAGGUAGAAAUCCUAUCAUUCACAACAACAUGGAUGAACCUGGAGGACACUUAGAUUAGAUGGAAUAUGUCAGGCACAGAAAAGAAAAUAACACAUGAUCUCACUCACAUGUGGGGUCUGAAAAAGGUAAAACUCAGAGGAUGGAAGUGGUUACUUGGGCUUAGGAGCAGCGGGGUUUGGAGAGAAAUUGGUAAAAGGAUAAAAAUUUCAUGUCAAUGUUUUUAAAAAAGUUUUAAAAAAGCUGUCCCAGAGACUUUGAUUGAGACCCAGUUCCUCCCCUACCUCCUCCUCUUAUUUUCCCUCCUUCCUGGCCCCCACUCGUGAGAACAGAGAAUGCAGUCAUCUGCAAGCCAGGAAGACAGGUCUCUUAGUAUUCUACCAAAUUCUAAUUUCAAAGAAUAGUUACAAAUGGAAGAAUAUCUAGCUAGAGCAUUUCAUAAAAAUGCCAAAAGUUUCCAAGCAACCAGAUUACCUUUCCCUGUACGGAAAAUGCUAUAAAUACUAAGAAAAUAUGAUAUUUUUUAAAGUCAAAUGACAAAAUUUUAGCAAGGGUUUUAGAAUUUUUUCCAUUUUAUUAUGAAGGAAAAAAAAUCAGUGUAUACAAAGUUAUUACAAAGGUAAACAUUCUGUACAAUCAAAAGCAUUUUAACAAUUGAAAACAAUUGCAUCAAUAGCAUAUUCAAAGGAACUCGAUUAAAUAUGAGUGUAAGAGAGAAAAGAAAUAUGUGCUUUUGUGAUUGGGUAAAUGGUAAUGCCAUUAAGAAAAGCAGAGAAUGCAAGAGGAGACACCAGUUUAUAAGGGCAUUCAGGCAGUUAUCGAAAGCUGAAGCUGUGGGCACUAAGACUACACAGAGGAAAAACCAGCACCAUCUGAAGACUAGGGAUGGGGCUCUAAGGAAAAAACAGACCUCAGAGAGAAAUCCUGUCCACCACAGAAAUGCCAGAGGAGUAUCCAUAGCAGGAAUGGUCAAUAGGUAAGUUGUAAAAAAGGAUAUGCAGAGUAAUGACUGCUAAAAAGACAUUAGAUUUGGCAAGGGGGUUACUCUCUGGUCACAUUUCCCAGAAUAUCACAGAAAAUAGUAGGAGCUAAAGACAGAUUGAUACACAAGGAAAGACUGAAGUGAGGAAAUGGAAAGGCAAACAGUUUUGAAAUCAAGAGGGAAGGAAUAUCAGGGUGGUAGGAAAGGUUUUUGCUAUUUUGUUUUUUGGGGUUUUUAUUUUUAGGCUGGAGAAGACACCUGCCAUGUAUAUACAAAGAAAAGAACUAAAUGGUGAUGUGAGGAUACAGGAAAUGGGAUGGGAAGUAGAGAGGAAGAGGGAUCCAGUGUAACAAAUGGAGAUUAGAUAAGAAGAGUACCUUCUCCACAAAACUAAGGUCAAAGUACAAACACAUUUAGUAGAAGAAACUUAUAGCCAAA
Messenger RNA from Marmota monax (woodchuck), 6995 nucleotides. It is a transcript of the gene Pus10, whose product is annotated as pseudouridine synthase 10. The transcript is spliced from 19 exons. Bases 223 to 1980 code for a protein of 585 amino acids. The record is from RefSeq and is a predicted model, not a curated record. Lineage: Eukaryota; Metazoa; Chordata; Mammalia; Rodentia; Sciuridae. Gene Ontology annotation, biological process: tRNA pseudouridine synthesis. Gene Ontology annotation, molecular function: RNA binding; pseudouridine synthase activity.